Mycena citricolor is the source of this 261-nucleotide messenger RNA. The record is from the annotation of a GenBank genome assembly. Lineage: Eukaryota; Fungi; Basidiomycota; Agaricomycetes; Agaricales; Mycenaceae.
AUGGCUGAAGCACAUUGCAGCACUACCCAGAGCACAUCCAUCCAUCCUAUUUCAACUACACACAGGCCACCUCCCACUCGCGUGACACUUACACAUCAUCAACCGAGCUGUAACGCCAGUCUGCCCCUGCUGUCACAGGGAGGACAAAUCGGUCCGCCACUACCUCCUACAUUGUCCAGCACACGCGAACGCCUGAGGGAACUUACUACGACGGGCAGGCCAACACACGCAGGAUUUGGAGAAGCUGCUAUCACAACCUGA